This is a messenger RNA of Closterium sp. NIES-67, 3756 nucleotides long. Lineage: Eukaryota; Viridiplantae; Streptophyta; Zygnematophyceae; Desmidiales; Closteriaceae. The record is from the annotation of a GenBank genome assembly.
CCAUAGAAGUGAGCCAGGUGACGGGUAUUCAAACCCCAAAGGUGCGACUGAUUGUGGGGGUUUCAGGCCCCACCUACAGGUGAGGGGUGUUCAGGCCGCAUUUGAAGAGGUGAGUCUGGGAAAGGGAGGUUCAGAAAUUCAAACAUAGGGGUGAGGCAGGUGAGGGGGGGACAGCCCCCGGCUACAGCAGUGAGGCAGGUGAGGGGGGGACAGCCCCCGGCUACAGCAGUGAGGCAGGUGUGGGGGGGACAGCCCCCGGCUACAGCAGUGAGGCAGGUGUGGGGGGUUGUUUUUUACUGUGGUGCUGGGUAGGGGUGAUGCAAGGUGGGUUUUGUGCUGGCGAGUGGUAGGUAUGAGGACCAUGGGAGGUCAGCACGGCAAACGGUGAUGCCUCACUUGUUGCGUGGCGCAACAAGUGCUAUCAUGUGGGUUCGUUUGUUCAAUCCUAACCAAGGCUAGGGAAGGGUUUUUAGAACCCAAGUUACAGGGUGAGGCAAGGUUUGAGAUCUCAGACCCCAAAUUACAGGGUUAGGCAAGGGUUGAUGCUUCAGACCCCAAGUGACAAGGUGAGGCAAUGUAGGGGGGUUCAAAUCCCAGGGAGAGGGCUGAAACCCCCAGAGGAAGUCGAUUGAAGGUUGAAACCCUCAGGGUAGGUUGAGUGAGGGGCGGAGGGAGGGGGCUGAAAGUUCCUCGUAAAGUUGAGUGAAGGGCGAAGGGAUGGGGCUGAAAUCCCCACCGCCCAGAGUAGGGUGUAGGAAUGGAGUUGAAGCCCCCACCUCAGGGUUAGUUGAAUGAGGGGCUAAGAGAUGGGGCUGAAAUCCCCAGUUGGGAGUAAGCUGAGUGAAGUGCGAAGGCAGGGGGGGAGUCGUUUUACUCUGCUAGAUGCCUGGUUGGGGCUGGGGCUCAUCGCUGUCAACUGGGACACACGGCAACGUGGGGAAAGCCAAGUGACUUGUUGGGGGUUGAAGCGGCAGUUCAGGCUGCUCUGCUUGCUCACCUGCAUGCACGCAUCGAGUUGCUUACUCUCUGGGUUCCUGCUUGGCGCUCAUGCUUGUCAACUGAGGCACGGCAUCAGCACAGGGGUGCCAGGUGAGUGCUUGUACUUGUCUCUUUUCAAUCUUCAUGGUUCAGUGGGAUGUCUGAUAGAGUUGGGGAUGUAAGGCGUGGAAAGGGCUGCCGGGGCAUGGGGCAGCCUGCUGGAUGGUGGAGGGGAAAGUUAGGGAGUAGUAAGGUUGGUGUAAGGACCAUGGUGUGGUGUGGUGUGGUGUAGUGUGGUGUGGUGUGAUGUGGUGUUUCAUGGUCUGGAGUGGUGUGGCUCGAGCCGUGGCAUCGUGCUGUGGUGUUGCCUUGCGUGUCGUCACGCGGGAUGAGGGAGUGGCAUGGUGUGGUGUGCAUAAUGCAUGGCAUGUAUGAUGGCCGUUUACUGGAGGCUGAAGGUUGCUGGACCAAGGUGAAGGAUGAUUGAAUGCUAGGUUGGCUAGAAGGAAGAUGAAAUGCUCUUACAAAUUGUAGUAUGGACCUUCCCACAUUUUCCAUGGAUUAGGGACAGUCAGUAUCACAUGGACUCGUGCUGUGCCUCUUCGCCCUCGUGUUGUGCGAUGACUGAUUUGGUCAGGAUGUAGAAUGACAUUGUGGCCGACCACUGCGGUACUGAGCUCAUUAUCUUAGUGCUCGUUACGACGAAUGGGCUUACGCUCUACUACAAACUGGUUAUUUUAGUCCGUGUUCCAUAUUCGCGUUGACUUGUUUUCGUCCAUACCUAAGCUAUGGCUCUUCAUGCCAGCCUGGCGACGCCUGCUCCACCACCGGCCACGAUAUGGGCCUCAGAUUGCAUGUGUGAGCCCUGGGAGCUUCUGGCCGUCGAUUUCGGGACCGGCUCGGGGCAUACUUCCGACGGCGAGAGCCUUAGCAGCGGGGACAGCGAGAGCGUUCGCACAGAAACCGACAGCAGCGGUGCUGACGACAUUGACGACUUUGCCAUUGAUCCUGCCGAGGUUUCGUCUGAACGGGGACGAAACAGUAUCAUUCUCCAGGUUCAGCCUCCUUCCAGGUCGACUGCUGUUGGAGAGAGUGAGGUUCAGGGUGUAGUGCAGCCGGAGGUGGCUGCAGAGCGAGUUGAGCCAGGGGAAGCCCUGGGGGUUAAGCCAAUCAGUCCCUUGACCGAGGGUGCGGGUGAUAGUGCUUGUGAGCAGAAUGACCCCGGAAUUUCCGAGAUAGGUCCAUCUUCGGCCGUCGACGUCCUCCCUCAAUACGUGUACAGCCGUAGGAGAGCAAGGACCGGACUCCAGGCAGUGCUGGAAGAAGGCUGCGUCUCAUCCUUUGCGUACACCGCGACUGCUUGUAGCGUACCCGUGUCGGUGAUAGCACCAGCCGCAGCAUCGGCUGCGGUUAGGCCCGCGUUACCCGCGCAAGGAGCGUCGCAGGCUUUCGCUGUAGCCGUUACUAGCAGCGCGAUUAUCCCUUCGGAGGUCUCGUCUCAGGUGCCAGGGCAGUGCGCUCGCGCCAUCCAAUGGCCCGCGCUUACCGCUGGUCCCGCCACCGUGGAAGUGGCUGACGUGGCAGUGACGGAGGAGCUGGCUGGGGGCCCUGCAGCAGCAGCAGUGGGGAGGGGCAAGGAGAAGCGAUGGGGGUACAAGCGGCCGUUCUGCCAGGUUACGCUCCAGCUCGAAGAGAUCGAGCAGCAGGACAUCUCGCUCAUAUCAUGCGCGAAGAGGCGGCGGCGGCAGCAGCAGCAGCAGCACGGCAAGGACCAGCGGCAGCGGCACGGGAAGCAUGCGGGCGGGGCCGGUCGGAGAGAGGAGGACGCGGCUGCUGCUGCUGCUGCUGCUGCUGUUGACGAUGACGCGGAGGUGAACGACCUGCAGCGAUGCGCCAUCCUGCUGCUGCGCCUUAGAAACCACAGCAUCGGCGCGUUCUUCAGCUCGCCAGUGGCGUUGUCGGAUCUGUGGCCGGAGGACGCCCGACGCUGCUAUGCAGCAACGGUCGACCGUCCAACAGAUCUCUCCGUUAUACAGGCGCGGCUCAGCUCUGGCUUCUACGCGGACCCCUUGUCGUUCGUGGAUGACGUUCGCGCUGUGUUCGCCAACGCUGCUCGCUGCCUCCCCUCUGACUGCUGCCUCCGGGCACACGCCCUGUCCCUGUGGCAGAUUUUCGAGUCGGACGUGGGGCUCUUCCGCAUCACAGCACCUGCUGACCUCUCCCUCCUGCAAUUCGACACCCCCGUUCCUCUAACCGAUGCCACAGCGUGUGCUGUCACUGCGUCUCCUCCUCCUGCUCCAGCUCCUGUUGCUGCUGCUGCGGCUGCUGCCACUGCUGCCGCUGCUGCCGCCGCUGCUGCUGCUGCUGCUGCUGCAGCUCCUGGCUCUGCUAUCAUAGUGCCAGAAAGCCUUCCAGGCCGUGACGCCCCUCCGCGGCCUCCCAUGCAGCUGUCUAUCACAUGCCCUGCGCCCUGCCAGCACCUGUCAGCGCUCCUGCUCUCCCACCGCUUGGCGGAGCCAGAGCCCCCGGUGGACCUGGAAGGCGUCCGUCUGCUAGACGUGGACCCCCAAGCGUGCCUGCAGUCGUCUCCCAGCGAUACUGCCUGUGACUCGGGACGGAGUAAGGGGGAAUCCGAGGAGGGGGGGGAGAGUGACGAUGGCAGCUGAGGGGGAGGCAGGUGCUAGCUUGGCUGUCGCAAGGUGAACGGAUGGGUUCUGAUGGUGCGAAGAGGGCUAGGGUGGGACGGGAAGAGCAGGAGAGGAUGGGUUUCGUAGAUGU